AAGACUUUUUUUCUAAUCUUAAAAAUUUUGAGUUUUUGAAUAAAAAAAUUUUUGUCAUGGAUUUAAAUUUACGAAAACCAAUGUUUUUGCUAGAUAAUCUAACAAAUGAUAUAAGUGGAAAUAAAUUACCCACUAACAAACAAGUUUUGAGGUUAUUAUUUCAUUGCACUAAGAACAUGAAAACAACAGUUUAUGAAGGCUGUAAAAUAACAAUUGAAAAAGUGAAAAAAUUUUGGGUGUUUGCUGGGAUUUUUAUACUAGAUGACAAACGAUGUAUAAAAAAAUUGGAAAGUUUGCACGAAGAGUACAGAAUGGUACAUAAAAAUGCUGGCAUACCAUCAAAUCAUCAGAAAGAGCAAGAGUUUUUUCUUAAAUUGGAACAACUUUUUGAUAUUGCUCAUAGUCGAAUUUUUGAAAUGGUCAGCAAUGAAAUAAAAAAUUUUUUGAUUGAUCAACGAUCAGAUAGAAAUUUGCACCUGAAUUUUUCGGCCAAUCAGCAAAGUCGUCCAAACGAGUUGUCCGAAAAUCUACUUGUUAAUGUUGAUCACUUCAAUGAGCCAUCAACUUCAAAGAUUCCACUUUCAGAAAAUGAUGAUUCCUUUAUAAAACUAUCACCUUGUCAAGAAAUUAAAACAAUAUCUCAGAGUAUAGAACACGAGUCAGAUAACGUUGAGUUAACGAGGAAAAUUUCAAAUAAUUAUUUGCCAUCAAGUUCAAUUAGUUCAGAAGGAAUUAUGUCCAGUGGGGAAAUGAUUAGUUCUUCAUCACCACCCAGUCAAAGAUCAGAAUUUGAAGUAGGUGGACGAUACUACAAUCGGAAAAAUGAGAGAGGAGUUAUUAAUAUUAUGACUGAAAAUGUCGUAGCCACUUUGGAUAAUUGUAAAGUAUCGUAUAGAAAUUCGGUCCGGAUUAUAUCCGCAAUAUCUGAAGCGCUCCAAUUUGACGUCAACAGUUUAAUUUUAAACAAAACAUCUUUUAAUGAACAGCGCAAAAAAAUUCGAGAACAGAAAGCUAUAAAAAUAAAAAAUUUAUUUGGUGACGUACAGCUUACUGCAGCGAUUCUUCACUGGGACGGUAAACUCAUACCAGAUAGUAUAUCUUGUAAGCAAAUGGAUAGAGUACCUAUAUUAAUCAGUAAUAGUGGAAUUGAAAAACUCUUAAGUGUACCUGCUUUACCUAACGGAAAGGGAAUUACUCAAGCCGAGGAAAUUUAUAGUGUGCUCCAUGAUUGGAGUUUAACAGAAUCAAUCAAAGGAUUGUGUUGUGAUACAACCGCGUCUAAUCUUGGCUGUAAUAAUGGAGCCGCUGUACUAUUGGAACAAAUGCUAGAAACCGAUUUAUUGUGGUUACCAUGUCGACAUCACAUUUAUGAACUUGUUCUGACAAGUGUUUUCACUCUAAAAUUACCAGGUACUACUGGACCAAAUGUCCCACUGUUCAAAAAAUUUCAAAGUUGCUGGAGUACAAAAGACAAAAGUAAAUUUAAAGACGGAUUAGAGGGAAACAAGAUUCAUAAAAAAUUGAUUAGCCAAGUCGAUGAUACUGAUUACACCAUCAAAAAUAUACUAGGCACUGUUUUGCCUCGGGAUGAUUACAAAGAACUUCUUGAACUGUCUCGAAUUUUUCUUGGUACCGUUGAACAUCAAAAAGUAAAUUUUUAUAAGCCAGGUGCUUUCCACCACGCUCGUUGGAUGGCGAAAGCGAUUUACUCAUUGAAAAUUUACAUUUUUCGUGAUGUUUUUGAGCUAACGAAAGAAGAAGAAAAAAGUUUAUUAGACGUUUGUUUAUUCGUGGUGUUCGUAUAUGUGCGAUUUUGGUUUACAGCACCUCUGGCUGUAGCCGCUCCAAACCAGGAUUUACAAUUUGUGAAAACUGUUUAUGCUUAUAGAACUGUCGAUAAAGGUGUGUCUGAAGCAGUUUUAAAAAAAAUAACGAAUCAUUUCUGGUACUUGAGCCCAGAAGUUGUUGCGUUUGCGUUUUUUGAUGAGAAUAUAUCAGUACAUAUUAAACGCAAAAUGAUCAGAGCUUUGAAAUUGGAUACCACCUAUGAAUUUGGAUGUCCAAAGAAAUAUUUCAUUAACAAUGACAAUGAUAUUAAGAAUUUACAAACUAAAGAAAUUGAUUAUUUUGUCAAUUGUCAUACUUUAGGUUUUUUUAAAAGAUUUGGUAUCAGCGAAGACUUUUUGGAAACAGAAGUAGAAACCUGGUAUGAAAAUGACAAUUACCUAAAAGGAUUGGAAAUUGUUAAAAAUAUUAAAGUAGUUAACGAUAUAGCCGAACGAGCUGUACAAUUGACUCAGGACUACGUCAAUGUUCUUGCUAAGGAUGAGAGUCAAAAGCAGUAUCUUCUCCACGUAAUAAAGGAGUACAAAAAUGAAUUUCCGAACGCAACGAAAGAAUGCCUGACAAAAAAAAUGAAAACUUAAUGAUUAUUUUAAUUAUAUUUGCUUUAUAUAAAAAUAUAUAAUAUAUUAUAUAUAAAAUAUAUAUUAUAAUAUUAUAAUUAGAACUAUUUAAACAGAAUGAUGAUUUAAGUAUAAGUCAAAGGAACACUAUGAAUUAUUUGAUUAUUUAUAAAAAAAAGCCAUCAAACUAUUUUUACUUAUUUGAUAAUUAAAACUGUUACUACUUGAAAUAAAUGAUUAUUUGUGUUUUAUCAUUUUCAUGAGACCUCAAAAAAAUUGCUGUGAAUGCUUGACAACCAAUUUAGCGUUAAAUAUGGAAUGGUAAGUAACUUAAACAAAAUUAUUGAAAAAUAUGAUGAAAAUAAUUUUGGACCUACUUAAAACGUUUAAAAAAAAUUUUUGACCCCUAUCUGAGAAUUUUUUAAUCUAAAGUGACCAUACCGGAAGCAGAAUCAACGAUAUUUAAUGAAUUAUUGAGUAUAAUGAGCGAGUAAAAAAAUAAUUUCCAAAAAAAGAAAAAUUCCCAUGUUAUUUAAAUGGAAAAAGUAUCGUGAUUUAGGCAGGGUUAAAUGGCAUCGAAAAAAAUUAUUUCUUUUU
This is a messenger RNA of Cotesia glomerata, 3002 nucleotides long. RefSeq lists its product as uncharacterized. Bases 57 to 2426 code for a protein of 789 amino acids. Lineage: Eukaryota; Metazoa; Arthropoda; Insecta; Hymenoptera; Braconidae. The transcript is spliced from 3 exons. The record is from RefSeq and is a predicted model, not a curated record.